Molecule: messenger RNA, 923 nt
Organism: Paramecium primaurelia
Lineage: Eukaryota; Ciliophora; Oligohymenophorea; Peniculida; Parameciidae
Source: the annotation of a GenBank genome assembly
AUGAAUCAUAAAAAUGAUGAGAUUGACAGUUUAAGUGAAUAGAUACUAAAAAUUGGUAUGGUUUCUAUGGCAUUUUGAUAGGCCUUUAGAAAGUUUUCCAAGAACUAUCAAAACCAUUUGAUUGUUCUUUGUAACCUGAAUAAAUAAUACGACUCCUAAGUGUAUUUCAUUAGAUGAUUCAAUAAUGUUCACUUCCAAAGGAAUUAUUUGCUGAUUGUAAUAUAAGCAUGAUUUAAAAUACUCUCAAUACUAGUUUUGCAUUAGAGAGAUUACCUACUGAAUUAAACUUGACAAUAUCUAAAAGUUUGAAUGUGGCACCUAGUUGGGAUAACACACCUAAACAAACUUUAUAGUAAAAUUACUUUAAAGAUGAACCUAAUUACAGGAAGAGUAUGACUGAUAAGAAAAUCUAUUUUUAAGAAUUGAGAGAACCUCUAACUUAUCAAUAGAUUUUAUAAGUCUAUUAUAUUUAUUUAAAAAAAGUGUGUAUGCAAUAACUUUGUGAUAUACCAAUUAUAGAUUGUUUCGUAAUCUAAAAUAUCUAAUGUUUGGGAUUGAGAAUAAUUGAAGGAUAGAGAAAUUAGAAACUUCGUUUUUGUUUUGAUUUAAUUAUUAAAGAUCUAAUUUCAUAUCAAAAUUAGACAAUUGAUUUAUUGUCUAAAUUAAUGAGUAUUCAUGAUAUGAAUUAGAUUUAAGAGAUUUAUUUAUAAAUGUAUUGGGUUAGCAAACAAUUAAAAUAUUACUGUAAUUUAAACAGAUAUAAUUUGGAUUAAUCUAAGUUUAAAGAGUUUAAGAAAAACCAUAAUUUUUGUAGAUAAAAAUAUAAAAUAUGUGAAUCUAAAGAGAGAAUCAAUAGAGAAGAUUUAAAAGACAACCAUAAUUUCUAUAAGUAUGAAAGAACACAAUUAUAUAACCAAUUUUGA